CUCAAAUUUGCUAUGCGGAUCGGCAAAUGACGGAAAGUUUUCUCCCCUUUGAUUUACAGACUUGCCAUUGUUGUCAAACACUCGCAUUCGUUGUAUUUAUUUGCUUUCGAAGAACCAACAUGCGCAAUAAGUUUUUUUUCAAGUGCGUGGAGUUCGAAUGCGGGAGGCACAUGUCUUUCACAUAUUGUUUACUUGAUCAGGGCAAAUCAGGAUUUUGUACAGAGAUUUUGAAUUGAAAUAAAAAUGUUUUUAUAGGGACAUGGUACGGAAUUCGAAUUUGGCGUUGUUUGGCGAAGGAAAAUGGUUAUUGUGUUGUUAAUUUUGAUCAGUUGUUUUCAUUUGGCCUCGUCAUUAAGAAUCAACAGUUCUUGGUUAGAAUAUGAGUUGGUGUGCAAAAUGCUCUGUCAUGUCUAUAAAUAUAGUCUUGCUGUCUGAUUAUUUUUGUAGCAGGAUUGCAUAUGGCUGAAACUUCAAAGGCUUUUAAUCUUGCGUUCGCAUAAAGAACAUUGGCGGGCUUUCUCAUAUUGAGAUGACUCAUGUGAUGUUCGCAUAAAGAACAUUGGCGGGCUUUCUCAUAUUGAGAUCACUCAUGUGAUGGCGUAGCGAGGUACGAAUCGAAUAGUCAUCGGAUUACUUGAACCUGUUGAAUGAAAGUGUAUUUUGUGGUAGAUCAAAGUUCGACUCACGGGAGAAUCUUUAAAAGUUUUUUAUCAAGCGGAGAAUUCGAGACAAAGCGCGGUGCCAAAAAGUAGUGGUGGGUAAAAAAACCCAUAAAAUAACAAUCAGGACAAUAUGGUUAAUUUUGGGAAGAAGUUGAAGGAGCGACAGUUCCCAGAAUGGCAACGAUAUUACAUCAACUACAAAUUAAUGAAGAAAAAGGUGAGGCAAUAUGCACAACGAAUACAGGCAGGAGCAGAGGAUCGGCGUAGUAUUCUCAAAGAAUUCUCAAGAAUGCUAGAUUAUCAGAUUGAAAAGACUGUCCUCUUUGUGCUAGAGGAGCAAGGGCAUCUUGCUAGCAGAAUAGAAGCUCUAGGAGAAGAACGGGAAACGCUAAUGCAUCUAACUGACAUUUCUGCAUUGCAUGCACUGCGGGAAGCAUACAGGCUUGUGGGUCAGGAUCUUUUGAAGCUUCUACACUUUGUCGAGAUAAAUGCCACUGGAUUGCGUAAAAUUUUAAAAAAAUUUGACAAACGUUCUGGUUACAAGAUUACAGACUACUAUGUAACAACCCGUUCAAAUCAUCCUUACUCACAACUUCAGCAAGUCUUCAAGCAUGUGGGCAUAGGAGCUGUUGUUGGGGCAUUGUCUCGCAAUCUUGCUGAGCUUCAAAAUCACAAGGGUAGCUACUUGUCGAUUUAUGAUCAACCUGUAUCAGCACUAGCGCUUCAGGAUCCUGUUAUUGAUGAGAUAAAAAAUGCAGUCGAAAGGCUUACACACUCAACAAACUUUCUGCGGUUUCUUGGGCAGCAUGCCCUUAUUAUUCAAGAAGAUUUACCAAGGCCUUCAGAAGAGUAUAUUGAGGAUCAGAGAUAUCAUUUUGUUUCUCUUCUAUUGAACUUAGUGAACACUUUCCUUUAUAUGGUAAAUACAUAUAUAAUUGUCCCAACAGCAGAUGACUAUUCCAUUAGUCUAGGAGCUGCAGCAACACUUUGUGGAGUUGUUAUUGGAUCAAUGGCCUUUGCACAGUUAAUUUCUUCAAUUUACUUCAGUGCAUGGUCAAACAGGUCAUAUUUCAGGCCGCUUAUUUUCAGCAGCAUCAUUCUACUCCUGGGAAAUUUGUUGUAUGCAAUUGCAUAUGAUGCAAAUUCACUAUAUGUUCUAAUAAUUGGCCGUAUCCUUUGUGGUCUAGGUUCUGCAAGAGCUGUCAAUCGGCGGUACAUUAGUGAUUGUGUACCACUUAAAAUACGGUUACAGGCUUCUGCAGCAUUUGUAAGUGCCAGUGCACUAGGAAUGGCAGCAGGACCUGCUCUUGCUGGACUCCUCCAAAUGAAUAAAACCUUAUUAGGAGUCACUCUUAAUCAAAAUACACUACCUGGCUGGGUCAUGGUGAUUGCCUGGUUUUUCUAUCUUUUGUGGCUCUGGGUAUCAUUUAAAGAACCAGCACGUGAGGAUGAAUGCCAAGCUGAUGAGGCUAGUAACAAAGGAUCAACACAAGAGUCUACAAUUGAAGAUGGCUUGACCCAGCCUCUUUUGUUAACUUCACAGCCUAUAGAGCAAGAACUGGAUGAGGAAGGUGACCAGGAAAUUGAUGGUAGUGAAGAAUCUGCAGAUGACUCACGAAAACCUGCAAGUUCAUUUAUUGAGGCAUACAAAUUACUAACUAAACCUGUAAAGGUGCAGCUUUUGAUUUAUUUUAUGCUAAAAUAUGCAAUGGAGAUACUGCUUUCUGAAUCAAGUGUUGUUACUGCAUAUUACUUUAAUUGGGGUACUAGCUCUGUUGCAAUUUUUCUUGCCCUGCUUGGAUUAACAGUUCUACCAGUGAAUGUUGUUGUUGGCAACUAUAUCAGCAACAUGUUUGAGGACAGGCAAAUUUUAUUUGUAGCUGAGAUAUUUACAUGCUUGGGUGUAUUUAUAAGCUUUAAUGUGAUUUUCCCCUACUCAGUUGCACAGUAUGUUUGUGGAGCAUUUAUCACCUUUGUAUCUGCAGAAGUUCUUGAAGGUGUAAACCUCUCAUUGUUAUCUAAGGUCAUGUCUUCAAGGCUUGCGCGGGGAACAUAUAAUGGUGGAUUGCUAUCGACAGAAGCUGGAACAUUGGCUCGCGUGGUGGCAGAUGUCACGAUUACAUUGGCAGGAUAUCUAGGGCGGGGUCUACUUCUCAACGUAACACUACUUCCUACACUGAUCGUUGGAGUUCUUUCGCUUUAUGCAACUGUCUCCACUUACAAUUCACUAUUUUAGCUUUUUUGUUCAAAUCUUUUAUGUCUCUCCAGUUCGAAUGGCUGUAGAGCUUGUACGAUAAGAAUUUCUCAUCUCUAUCCAAUUGUGUAAUAUGCAUUGCAUACUAAUCAAUUAAAAUAAAAGAAAGGUUCCCUGGAAUUCUGUGAAGAAUAAGGUAUUUUUUUUUAUAUUGAAUCAAAGCAGAUUAUAAAGAAUGGAUGUUUGGUAGUUAUAGGAAAUUAAACAUUGUCUGAUCAUGAGUACAAAGCGGGAGAGAAAAAUUCAUUUUAUAUAUUGAGCAACUUUACAUUGACAAACAUUGUUAUCAGAUUGUAAAUGUUCUUUAAUUUGUUGAAGCUGAUCCAUAAUUUUCCUUUUC
This is a messenger RNA of Cryptomeria japonica (Japanese cedar), 3256 nucleotides long. Its product is annotated as SPX domain-containing membrane protein At4g22990. The transcript has 15 exons. Gene Ontology annotation, cellular component: membrane. The record is from RefSeq and is a predicted model, not a curated record. Gene Ontology annotation, biological process: transmembrane transport. The coding region runs from base 793 to 2898 and encodes 701 amino acids. Lineage: Eukaryota; Viridiplantae; Streptophyta; Pinopsida; Cupressales; Cupressaceae. Gene Ontology annotation, molecular function: transmembrane transporter activity.